Messenger RNA from Miscanthus lutarioriparius, 1413 nucleotides. Lineage: Eukaryota; Viridiplantae; Streptophyta; Magnoliopsida; Poales; Poaceae. The record is from the annotation of a GenBank genome assembly.
AUGGCGACUCCCGAAGAGCAAUACGGGCAAAUCCUGGCCUUGCUGAACGCGAACCAGAAGGGGAUCGCGGAGCUGAAGGAGUCCAUGAGCGAGAUGAAGGUGGCGAAGGCCGAUCUGGAUGCGUGGAGGCCAACGGUGGACCAUCGCGUCGCCGGAUUGGAGCAAGCCGUUCACGACCUCGGCGACCGCGUCGAGCUUCUCUUCGCCGGAAAUACCUCUCCUGAGAAGGAGGCGCACAUCGAGCAUCCCGCGCCAGACCGCACAACGGCGGGGAACGUGUUGAUGCCGGGUUCCGCCCAUCUGGAACCGACCCCGUGUGGGGCGACAUCUGGGCCAUGUGGCCACCAGCAAGAGGAUCAUCACCGGAGUGUCGGACAUGGGAUGGUGUACGCCACCCUAGAUCCGCCUCCGGUCACAGGUGCGAAGAAUCUCCAUCAAUUGACUCCAACUCCUUUCAAUUUGGAUGGUUCUGCAUCUCGUGAUCAUGUUUGUCAGCCAUUCCCUGCUUCAGCUAUUCCCCAAUUUAGUUUCCCCAAAUUCGAUGGUUCAAAUCCUCGGUUGUGGGAAGAAGCAACUCAAGACCUUGUUCCAAGGAAGAGUGAAUUGGGAUUAUAUCCCAAAAAGACUUCUCAAGAGCAGUCAAGGACACCUUAUACUCAAGCUCCAAAUUUCACCAAGACUCCAGAUGAGAAGAAGCAUAAUGAUAGUACCAGAACCAAGACAGGAGAAGAUAAACUCUCAGCUCUGAAGUCUUACAGGCGAGCUAAAGGCCUGUGUUUCAAGUGUGGGGAGAAAUGGGGCCCUCAGCACAAGUGCCCGGCACAGGUUUCACUGCAUGCUAUUGAAGAAAUGUGGAAGUGGUUUUCUGAUGAAGGGGAGAGUACAGAUCAAACCAAUUGUGAUGACUCUGACUCUGGAGAUGAUCUUAUGGCAAUAUCUGUUCAAGCUAUGAAUGGUACGGAAGGGUUCAAAACCAUAAGGCUGAGGGAUCACUUGAAUGUGAAGGUAGCAAAUGGAGGAGUUAUUAGUUGCACUCAUGAGUUAUCUCAGCAACUUUGGGCAGUGCAGGGCCAUACCUUCUGUACAACAAUGAAGAUCAUUCCUCUGAGUGGGUAUGAUGUUAUUUUGGAAAUGGACUGGUUAGAAUCCAAUAGCCCUAUGGAAAUUCACUGGGUUGAAAGGUGGCUGCAAUUUCAGUACCAAGGUCAACUGAUUAAGUUACAAGGUCUGACAUCAGGGGUUACUAUUAGUCCUCCUGUAUCUCAGUCCCAGCUGCAAGCUUUUGAUAAGAAUGACUCCAUCCUUUAUGUGGUUCGGUUGCAGUCCACACCCUCUCCUGAUUCUAUUGCUGAUAGUGAAGAUAGCCUGCCUGAGGACUUACAACAACUCUUACAACAGUUUGCCCGUCUUUGA